AUCAUUCUGUCCCUAGCAACCAGUCUAGUAGCACGAGCUCGAGCCUGCGCAGAAGAAACCGUCCGCUUGCUUUGUUUGCUUCCGGUUUGUUGCAACAAGUUGCAUGUUAGGUGCAUUGAUUAGCAUCAGCUUACGCUAUUUAUUAGUUUGCUUUGCGAAACUUAAGUGACACCGUCAAAUUAAAAUCACAACAAACCGUACGACCCUAACUGUGCGUUUAGUUCCGUAAAGAAGCGUGUGAAAUCGUGUGCAAGUGCACUAAAGACCACCAGCCGAGUGUGAUAGACCGUGUGGUGUGAACUCUUCCAACCCGCUUAGAACAGAACAAACCAACCAUGAACACCCGUCAGCUGUUCGCGAUAGGGCUGAUCGUCCUGCUGGCCGUCGCAAGCGUGUGUGAUGCGCGGCGCCGCUUCCCGAACCGGCGGCGAGGCCCGUCGCGCAAAACGCUCAAGCAGCUGUACUACGAGUCGCGGGAAACGAACACGCCCAACUUCGUCCGGCUGGUGCUGAUGCGGCUGAUCUACGGCAUCGCGACCCAGAUGGGCGUGGAGGAGCGGCUGGACAACGUGUUCGGUGGUGCGUUCGUGCCGCCGAACGCCGGCGACGACAGUUCCGACUUUUUCGACGUGCUGAGCGACGAAAGCGGCGAAGACUUUAGCUUCGGCCUGUGAGGUAAAGAACAUACGGCAAAAACAAGCAAAAACGCAACAGUCUAGUGAGCGGGGACUGACCAUCCAAACGACCGACCAAAACGGAUGCCGGCCUAAACGAGUGGGGGGAAAAAAACCAACGGAACGAUCAACACCGUACCCCGCGAACCCGAUUGCUGAGCUCAAGGAUGGCAUCAACAGAAAAACAACAGAGAGGAGAAAAAAAAACUGCAAUCCACAUCACAAACGGUAGCAGCACAAAACACACGCGAACACACUACAAUACAAUAAAUUCAAUUCCGUGUGUGCGGAAGUGCACUGCCUUUGCCGCGGGGGGUUUAGCACACACGCUCCCCCCCCCCCCCCCCCCCUCUAAGCCACAUUCUAAAUCGCAAAACUCCCAACCGGGACAACGUUUCCGCGGGAUUGCCUGCGGACUGUUCCGUACCGUUUGUUCCCCUACACACACACCCUUGAAACACUCGGUAGGUAGAAGCUGAAGCAGGAAGGAAGCUGUCCAGCGGAACGAACCAUGCGCAGAAGCAGCAAGAUAGUGUAAUCGUUUGCCGUUUUUUAAAGGUUGCCGUUGAUUUUGUUUGGUUUAAAGUGAUCUUACCGGACAACGGUCUACUUUUUUUUGCCUUUUAUCGUGUUGCUUCUAUCGGGCUUUGAUGGGAGGCCACAUGCCACACACACACAAAGUAAUGAAAGCACUAUUCAGUGACGAUGAUUAAAAACAGCGAAGAGCCGAGUAAGACAAAGAGCAAUAGCAGGGAGAAGGAAAACAACACACUGGCAGCUCCCGGGGCAGUGCUGUGCUGCUGAUUUCUUUUAAAAUUGUUGUAACACACAUCGAUCACAUGUAGGGAGUGAGAGGGAUAGGGCAAAAGACGAUCAACCAGAGCCCAGCUGGAGGAUGAUCGGAAGCUGGCUUAAGAUUCGCGUCCGUUUGGAGGGGGGGGACCAGCUGAAAAGGUACAUCAUUCAUUCCAGCCCGGCCGUUGAUUUUGGCAAUUAAAGUAAUUGAAAAGAAAAGUAAAACCCCUUCUCAGCAACGUGACGUGUGGGUUUUGGUGGGAGUGGGGGGGGAGGAAUUUCUCUCAGCAAGGCGGAUCAAUUCUGUUCAGCACAACAACCCCCCUAACGUAAUUGAUCGCGGAUGAUCCUCGCUUUGAAAAAUGGGAGAAAAAGGGAUGAUCGUUUCUAUUCCCUCUUUCGCCACCAUCAUCACCAUCAGUGUGUUAUAGGGGCUAGUAUUUAUACUAUUUACAGGUACAACAAUUGCUCUGCUAACUGUUUAUUUCUGUUCUGCUUUGGGGCUAUUUUUAUGUAUUUGCUUCCCCUCCCAAAGGGUGCAGAUGGGCAAUUUUAUGGGCGGGUGUUGGCUCUCUCUCUCGAAGGUGCUACCAACAAAAUUGUGCGGUCGCGGGAGUAUUGUUUUUCUUUAGUUUUAAGUACCUUUUACUUACCAGUGCCCCUUUUUGCGCGUGGAAUCUCUGCGGAGGGAGGCAGCAAAAACAAACACCAAAAUGGGCAGGGAAAUUAAUUACAAAUUACACGGUGGUUUAGAAUGUUCUUUGCUGUAAUGAACAUCGUUCCACACUCUUUCAGCUCCUGCACGCUUUGAAGGGUCGUAGGAAGCGUAUGCUCAACAAAAAAAGGUUAAAUGUAAGCUAUUUAUUAAUCGAUUUACGAACCGAUUUACCCCGUACCAUUAGACAAUUUAAUGUAAGCGUAUUUAAAAACAGGGCAGUAGAUCCUCCGCCCAAAAGCUGUAAAUAGUGUAACAUAUGUCAUACAAAUAUACGAUCUAAGGUGUAACUCAUUGGAAAAA
Anopheles arabiensis is the source of this 2487-nucleotide messenger RNA. RefSeq lists its product as uncharacterized. Lineage: Eukaryota; Metazoa; Arthropoda; Insecta; Diptera; Culicidae. Bases 336 to 674 code for a protein of 112 amino acids. The record is from RefSeq and is a predicted model, not a curated record. The transcript is spliced from 2 exons.